Fusarium odoratissimum NRRL 54006 is the source of this 741-nucleotide messenger RNA. RefSeq lists its product as uncharacterized. The transcript is spliced from 3 exons. Gene Ontology annotation, biological process: lipid catabolic process. Gene Ontology annotation, molecular function: triacylglycerol lipase activity. Bases 1 to 741 code for a protein of 246 amino acids. Lineage: Eukaryota; Fungi; Ascomycota; Sordariomycetes; Hypocreales; Nectriaceae. The record is from RefSeq and is a predicted model, not a curated record.
AUGCUGAACAUCUCGACAGCCAAACCUGGUGAUAUCCUGCGAUGGCAAGACAUCGAUGCCAUUGCUGCCAGCACAAAUUGGACCAUUCCUGCUGGCGCGGCCCUUUCGCGGUUUCAAUAUGCAAGCGAGGAUAUUGAUGGAGAGAUUGUUGCUGCGAGCGCAUUUCUUCUUAUCCCAUAUGCGCCGCAAAAUGGUGCCAAAAAGCUAAGGACAUUGGCUGGCCUUGGAAGCACCACGCCCAAGGGAUUUCAGUACGUAGCAGGCUGGACUCACGCUGCUGAUGUGGCAUUCAGUGUUAUCGCUGCUAAGAGGAGAAUAGGGGCACUUCUCUCUGACGGAUGGGUGACUGUCGGCCAGAGUGAAGGUGGCAUGACUGCUUGGCGUGUAAACGAGAGGCUGGCGCUGUCUGGCCAAGAUGCUCUAAGGAAGGCCGGGAACUUUCUCGGUUCAGUCGCCAUCGCCCCGGCCAACCGGGUUGACGAUGGAGUUGUCCCUAUCAAGUUUACGGCCGAGGAUUACAAAAAGACCUGCAAAGAAGAGCCUGGCUCUUCAAUCAGACUUUUGACAUACGCGGGCCAGAACCACGACAGUGUUACUAACUCCGCUCAGGCUGACUAUAUGUCAUGGGUCAACGAUCUGUUCAAUGGAAAGAAGAUGAAGAAGGGCUGUUCGCGGGUGGAUAUUCCUCCUUUGACAGAUCUGUUUCAACCAGUGGCCAUCCAAUAUAUCGCCAACAUGUAA